UGGCAUGAAGAAGAGGGCAAAAAAACAAAAGAAAAAAAACAAGAAUUGAACUCUCUAAAAGAGAGAGAAAUUGAUAGAGAAAACAGGAAUCGUCUCGUCGAAUUUGAUGGAAAACCACGGCGCCGGCAGUUUGAAGCUAGAAGAUCAGAUUAAGUUCACGAAGCUCUUCAUUAAUGGAGAGUUCGUCGACUCCGUUUCAGGUAAAACAUUCAAGACGUAUGAUCCAAGAACAGGGGAAGCCAUCGCCGAUGUGGCGGAGGGAGACGCUGCCGACGUCGACUUGGCCGUCAAGGCCGCCAGGGAGGCCUUCGACCACGGCAGAUGGCCCCGCAUCACGGCUCACGAACGCGGCAGGCUGAUGAACAAGUUCGCCGACCUCGUGGAGCAGCACGCCGACGAGCUGGCGGUGCUCGACAGCCUCGACGCCGGGAAGCUGCUGAGCAGCGGCAAGGCCAUCGACCUGCCCCACUGCAUUCACAUCCUCCGCUACUACGCCGGCGCCGCCGACAAGAUUCAUGGCGAGACGCUCAAGCUCGGAGGUGAGUACCAGGGGUACACGCUCCUGGAGCCCAUCGGCGUCGUCGGCCACAUCAUCCCGUGGAACUUCCCUUCCACCAUGUUCUUCCUCAAGGUCAGCCCCGCCCUCGCCGCCGGCUGCACCAUGGUCAUCAAACCGGCGGAGCAGACCCCCCUCUCCGCCCUCUACUACGCCCACUUGGCUAAGCAGGCUGGAAUUCCAGACGGAGUGAUCAACGUCGUGAACGGAUUCGGUGCCACCGCCGGCGCAACACUCAGCUCUCACAUGAACGUCGACAAGAUUAGCUUCACGGGUUCGACGGAGACCGGCCGGAAAGUGAUGGAAGCUGCGGCGAAGAGCAACCUGAAGACAGUGUCCCUGGAACUGGGAGGCAAGUCGCCGCUCAUCAUCUUCGACGACGCGGACGUCGACAUGGCCGUCGCCCUCGCCCGCGUCGCCACCUUCUUCAACAAGGGAGAAAUCUGCGUCGCCGGCUCGCGAGUCUACGUUCAAGAAGGCAUUUACGAUGAGUUCGUGGAGAAGGCCGCAGAGGCUGCCAAGAGCUGGAAAACAGGGGACCCUUUUGAUCCCACAGUACAGCAAGGCCCACAGAUCGACAAGAGUCAAUUUGAGAAAGUUCUUAGGUACGUUGAGCUGGGGAAGCAAGAGGGAGCAACACUGGUAACGGGUGGAAAAGCCUGUGGUGAAAAGGGAUUUUAUAUCGAACCCACAAUCUUCACUGAUGUCAAGGAAGACAUGAAGAUUUUCCAAGAUGAAAUUUUUGGGCCAGUCAUGUCCCUCAUGAAGUUCAAGACCAUUGAGGAAGUGAUAGACAAGGCUAACUCAACAAAGUAUGGGUUGGCAGCCGGGGUCGUGACCAAGGACCUGAACAUAGCCAACCGCAUCUCGAGGUCGGUUCGCGCUGGGACGAUUUGGAUCAACUGCUACUUCGCGUUCGACCCGGGCUGUCCGUUCGGUGGGUUCAAGAUGAGUGGGUUCGGGCGGGACUUGGGCAUGCACGCCGUGGAGAAGUACAUGCAGGUGAAGUCUGUGGUGACUCCUCUUUACUCCUCGCCAUGGUUGUGAACUGUUUACAGUGUCUAACCAUGUUGAUAAACUGUCUACUAAAAAAAUAAUUGGGUUUGAUUUGGAUAAUUUGUAAGUGUUACUUAAUUGUUGCCACAGUUUGUAUUGAAAUCACACUCGUAAAAAAAAGUGAUGCUAGUGAGCUUGCGGUUUGCACAUGAGCCCAUUCAUCGCCCGC
Molecule: messenger RNA, 1781 nt
Organism: Zingiber officinale
Lineage: Eukaryota; Viridiplantae; Streptophyta; Magnoliopsida; Zingiberales; Zingiberaceae
Product: aldehyde dehydrogenase family 2 member C4-like
Exons: 8
Coding region: 107-1603 (498 amino acids)
Molecular function (GO): aldehyde dehydrogenase (NAD+) activity
Source: RefSeq, a predicted model, not a curated record